GUAUGCAACACAAUUCUGCAUAUUUUUCAUUGCUUGCAAUAUCACUGACCAGUUCAGACGUGCGCAAAGCUCUUUCAGGUAGUUUACCAAUCGACAACUUUAGUGAUUGUAUUUAGGAGGAAAUGUCUCAUUAUACGCCGAGAUACCGCAGUGGAACGAUGGGACCCCACGCGAGAAGGGGAGGCCAGCAAAACCCCCAAGGCAGGUUCCCUCCUGCACACCCGAGAAUCUUUCACGGGGAAAUCCAAGAACUCAGCUACGCCCUGGAAAUGGAGAGAGCCGGAAGGGUUGAAGACAACCAGAAACUGGCCCACCUGGAGGCCGAGCUGGAAGAGACGAAACUCCAGUUAAAAAAGCAGAAAGCUCUCAAAGAAACGUUUAUCAACGAGGCCAAGGAGGCAAAGAGGGAACUUGAGAGACUAGAGAAGUUCAGCGAUCCAGCAGUCCUUAACGCUGCGGUCAUUGCUUCCAAGGUUCACAACGAUGUGAAGUACAUGAAGAAGAAGAACUUGCAACAAGACUUUGAGGAGUUAAAGGUGGCCCACCUCCUCAGCCGGGAAGCAUUUGUAGCUGAAAUACAGGCUGAGAGAAAGAAAAGUCUGGCCCUCCAAGAAGAACUGAACCAACUCCAGACUUCAUACGAGGAGCUGCGUUCCCAGUAUGAAGCAGAUGAUGCUCUGCUGAGGCAGGAGGCCGAGACACAAACGUUUCAUGAAGCGAGGCUUAGUGAGGACCAACGGCUGCUGGAGAACUUGAGAGCUGAAAAGGAUGAAAUGUUUCAAGAAAUGUCCCAAACGAUCACAUUCCUGCAAGGCAGCGAGAAACUUUUGCAGGAGGAAUUAACUCAGCUCAAAUGUUCAUACAAUGAGCUCAACUGUAGAUACGAAAGGGAUGUUUCUGGAUUAAAGCAAGACGUGGAUAGAUAUCAGGAGGAAGUGAGACAUGAGAAAGAUGCCAACAUAGAAAGAGAGAACGAGAAUCUGCAGCUCAUCAACAAGCUGAGAGCUGAAAAGGAGGAGCUCCUCCAGAAAAUGUCAAGAGAAAUCUCAAUUCGGCAAAAGAGGGAGAAGCAGAUGCUCCAUGAACUGGACCAGGUUCACACUCUCUACGAGGAGCUAAAAUGUAGAUAUGAAAGAGACAUUAUGGAUAUACAGCAGCAGGUUGAGACAUACGAACAGAAGAUAAAGCAGGAGGAAACUGCUCUUUCAAACAAAGAAAAGAAAGAAAAGCUUAUCCAAGAGAGAAAACAUUCUGCGCUGAAACAAGAAGUCGAAAAAUUUCAGCAGCAGGUAGAGCAGGAGAGAAAAGCUCACCUGGAGAAAACAGAGGAGGACAAGAAGCUUCUAGACAAUAUGAGAGCUGAGAAGGAGGAGCUCUUCCUAAAAAUGUCAGGAGAAAUCACUAUUCUUCAAAAGAGAGAGAAGCAGAUGCUGAACGAACUGGAUCAGGUUCACGUUUCGCACGAGGAGCUAAAACGUAGGUUUGAAAGAGACAAUAUGGAUUUACAGCAGGAGGUUGAGACAUACCAGCAGCAGGUAGAGCAGGAUAGAAAAGCUCACCUGGAGAAAACAGAGGAGGACAAGAAGUUUUUAGACAAGCUGAGAGCUGAAUAUGCCAUCCUCCAAGAAAUCACAACAACAGAGAAUAAAAUCCUGCAAGACAAGGAAAGGAGUGCCGAGGCUGAGCUGGAGAAGGUUAACGGUUUGUACAUGGAGCUAAACAGUCGGUUUGAAACCGAAGUCACUGCAUUUAAACAUCAAGCAGAAAAACACCAGGAGGAGAUAAUUUGUGUGGAAAAUGAUUUACAAAGAGCAAGAGACGAUCUACUGCUGCCCGACACUCUGAGAGCCGAGGAAGAAGGUUUCCAACAAAAACCCAUCACGGUUUCCCAAGAGAAGGAAGAAGACUCACAGAACCAAGUUAAAGUCUUAAAUCAAGAGGUUUCUUCAGAGGAGGAACUCUCAGGAGAACCUUUAUCAGGUUCUUCCACGGAUCCAGAAUUCUCAGAAAAGACCGAGGUUGCUGGAGAAACCAUCCUGGAGGAUUUGGACAAUCCAGAUGAGAAGGAGAAAGACGUGCAGGAGACGAACCGAGGACUGGAAUCAAACGCAUGGAGGUUGUAG
Molecule: messenger RNA, 2123 nt
Organism: Xiphophorus hellerii (green swordtail)
Lineage: Eukaryota; Metazoa; Chordata; Actinopteri; Cyprinodontiformes; Poeciliidae
Product: trichohyalin-like
Exons: 2
Coding region: 123-2123 (666 amino acids)
Source: RefSeq, a predicted model, not a curated record